GGGUGGUCCUGAGUCUGGAGAGUUUGCUUAUAAGACAGCCGCUGUCUCCUGUGUGUACUCCACGUAGUUCUUCCAAGUUACCUCUACAACAAGAAAGCAGCAGAGCCUGUCUGAAGCCUUCAGGUCAACAUGCUCCGUUCUGGAACUUGCACCUCCAUCAUCAACUUGCGUUACCAGGAUGGCAGCGAAGGAAGCCCCUCCAAUCCUGCCAAGUUCAAGAACCAAGACUAUGCCCAGCUGAAGGAUUACUGUCACAGCAGAGGACAGCUGUUUGUGGACAACACCUUCCCACCUGACAACCGUUCUUUGGGCGACCUUGCCAACUUGACCACCCAGCAGGAAGAUGAUGUGAAAUGGCUUCGUCCAGCUGACAUCCUGAAAUUACAAAACAACAAUGAUGAGCCUAUGUUUUGCAAGAAUGGAGCCUCAAGGUUUGACUUUGGUCAAGGAACAGUGGGUGACUGUUGGUUUCUGGCUCCAAUUUCCUCACUCACAUUCCAGCAACGCCUAAUGUCACAAGUUGUGCCCAUGGACCAAUCUUUCAAGAACUAUGCAGGAAUUUUUCACUUCAGAUUUUGGAGAUUCGGCAAGUGGGUGGAUGUUGUCAUUGACGACUAUCUGCCGAUACUCAACAGUCAGUUGCUGUUUGUGCACAGCAAGUGUGGAAAUGAGUUCUGGGCAUCUCUGCUGGAAAAAGCAUAUGCCAAAGUGUGCGGCUCAUAUGCUGACUUGAACGCUGGGUUGCCACCAGAGGCCUGCAAGGAUUUCAGUGGAGGUGUGAACAUGACUUACAAACUCAAAGAAGUCCACUAUCCAGGCCAUGAUCAGGAGCUGUGGCUGUUACUGAGCAGAGCCACUGGGUGCAAAUCAUUGAUUUGCUGUGGCACUGCCCAGGGAGAGAAUAAGUUGAACAACACUGUUGCUCACACUGGAUUGGUUGACACACAUGCCUAUUCUGUCACAGCUGUCACUGAGGUUGAAUAUUAUGGGUCCAAAGUGAAGCUGGUGCGAAUCAUGAACCCUUGGGGUAAACAAGAGUGGAACGGAAAGUGGAGUGACAGCUCAGAUUUGUGGAACAAAGUAAGCCCAGCAGACCGGGAGAAGUGUUUCAACCGGAAUGACGGGGAGUUCUGGAUGGAGUUGGAAGAUUUCUGCUAUUAUUUCGCAAUACUGUCCAUCUGCUGCGAGAACCCAAACUUCAUUGACGGUGACCUCACCUGCCAGUGGAAAUGCAUGAUCUACGACGGCAGCUGGGUAGCGGGGACAUCUGCUGGUGGCAGCAUAUACGACAACACCUUUGCAACAAAUCCUCAGUAUCGCAUUCAGGUGACGAUCAAAGACAAAGAAGACCCACAUGAUGAAAACAUCUUGCUUUCUCUGAUGCAGAAACCUCAGCAGGAAUAUCGCUCAAAGAGACGAUUUUACCCAAUUGGACUCACUAUCUUUAAGGUUCCCCCAGGGACUCCACAGGGACGCUUGGGAUCCUCCUUCUUUACAAGAAACACCCCUGUGAACACAAAACAGGCUUACGGCUAUGAAAGAGACGUGACUGAGCUGCUCAGCUUGGAGCCAGGAGAGUACGUGAUUGUUCCCUCCACCUUAAAACCCUACAUGACUGCAGACUUUGUUCUCACAGUCUACACCAAGUCCGACGCCAAGAUCAGUCCCCAUGAUAUAGGUGGUGAAGAUAAUGCAGAUAAAUUAAUCCUUCCAGAGAUCCCUGCAAAGCCCAACAGGGUGAACGCUGCCGAUAAGGAUCCCACCCAUGCAUUAUUCAGUCUCUAUGCUGACCAGGGAGGUGAGCUGAGUGCCAUCCAGCUCCAGAAGCUCCUGAAUGACAGGUUCCCUCAUGGCACCUGGCGUGGCUUUGGAUUGGAAACCUGCAAGAGUAUGAUGGCUUUGGUGGAUCUCGAUCGAAGGAUGGGGAUGAGUUUUGCUGAAUUCUCAAUUCUUUGGAAGAAAAUUCAUGAAUACAAGGAUCUUUUCCAUCGCUCUGAUUUGAAUCGCAGCGGAUCCCUGUCCGACUAUGAGCUAUGGAAGGCAAUGGAGGCCGCAGGAAUGAAAGUGAAUGAUCGGAAUUUGAGGCUGCUUAUGUUUCGAUAUUCAAGCUUGUCAUCCACUUCCUUGGAAGACUUCAUCACGCUUAUGCUGCGCCUGGACAAGAUGUCAAACGUUUUCAAGGAAAAAUCAUCCGAUGGAAUGAUCCACCUGACCUGGGAUGAGUGGUCCACAAUGUCCAUGUACAACUAGAACACAGCUGACGCAUCAGCGAAACAGACUUCCAUGAGAAAACUCCUGCAAUCAAACAUCGCUGUUAGUUUCCUAGGGCCCAUGCAGUUAUAUUAAAACUUUAUUACGUUUGUUAAGAUUUUAUUUCUUAACAUGGUAGCAAACGAGUUGCAUUUAUCCCUCAUUUUAGUUUCUCAAUUCAUCUAUAUUGCUGCUUUUAAGCUUUUUGCCUUGAAAAAUGUCAGAUGUAGCAGCUUUUCAUCUAAAUCUAUUUAACAUCUUAUUAGAGGCUGUGCUAGGCCAGACAUCCCAAAUCAGACUCAAGGUCAGGUAUAAACAAAGCUUUCAAAAGUUAUAGAAGAAAAAAGAAAAUUUGAAUUUAUUAAUCCUUUUGGAUUUUGCAGACUGAUUUUGAUUUUUAAAUGGUUCAAAUAGCAAAAACACAUGAAGAUAUAAAGGUGUCAACCUUUAUUUUAAGAUUCUCAGGUGUUUUCACUCAACUCAAAACAGUUUGUCUUGUUUUUGCCUCUCGGGGAGCUGCACAUGCAAGAAAGUUUACAACUUUUUAGGAAAUGCUUAGGAAAUUAUUGAUUUAAGUGGAAAUCAUUUAAGACAAGAACUCUAAAUUUAAAUACAUUUAAUCUCCAAAUAAUAAUAAAACAAUAAUAAAAUUGCCUGUAUGUCCAAUUUCAGCUGUAUGCUGAAAUUUUACAGUAGUGUCUCACUGCAAUUUUUGGUCAAUUUAAAGUUGAUCAGUUUGUUUCUGAAACUGUGCUAAAAGAAAAUCUACACCUAUGUGUUCACAAAUGUUAAUAAACUCUUAUUUUUUCUUUGGAUUUUAAAUAUGUGACAUUUUGUUUCGAUUAGCAUAGAGUUUUCUAUUUUAUCCGGUGUUUGAUUAAAUAUUUUAUUAUAAAUGUAAAACUGUAUUAAAGAUAACUUUUCCAGCAACUUUGUUUUAUACUUUGAUAAGUGAUCAAACACCUAAAAAAAACAAAACAAAACAAAAAAAAAAAAAAAAAACACUUAAGCUUUGCUUAUAUUGUCACUGCACUAACUUCUAAGCAAGUCUGCA
Melanotaenia boesemani (Boeseman's rainbowfish) is the source of this 3304-nucleotide messenger RNA. Its product is annotated as calpain-1 catalytic subunit-like. The coding region runs from base 130 to 2250 and encodes 706 amino acids. Gene Ontology annotation, cellular component: cytoplasm. The transcript is spliced from 22 exons. Gene Ontology annotation, molecular function: calcium ion binding; calcium-dependent cysteine-type endopeptidase activity. Gene Ontology annotation, biological process: proteolysis. The record is from RefSeq and is a predicted model, not a curated record. Lineage: Eukaryota; Metazoa; Chordata; Actinopteri; Atheriniformes; Melanotaeniidae.